Magallana angulata is the source of this 2086-nucleotide messenger RNA. Its product is annotated as sodium- and chloride-dependent taurine transporter-like. Gene Ontology annotation, biological process: sodium ion transmembrane transport. The transcript is spliced from 15 exons. Gene Ontology annotation, cellular component: membrane. The record is from RefSeq and is a predicted model, not a curated record. The coding region runs from base 94 to 1968 and encodes 624 amino acids. Lineage: Eukaryota; Metazoa; Mollusca; Bivalvia; Ostreida; Ostreidae.
AGCUUUCACGGUCUGCAUAAUUCAUCACACUUAAGAGAAAAUAACCGAAAGAUCCUCUUUUACAUCAUUUGAAAGCUCUCACCAGUGUCCACCAUGGAUGAGAAAAAGAGAUUGAAGACCUCAGUGGAAAUCGAACAGUUAAAGACGGGAAGCCUGUGGGAGCGCGCCCGAUGGUCUAGUCAGCUUGAUUUUCUUCUAGCCUGUAUCGGCUUUGCCAUUGGCCUGGGCAAUGUCUGGAGAUUUCCAUAUCUAUGCUACAAAAACGGAGGAGGAGCGUUUUUGAUUCCAUACUUUAUCAUGGUGUUCUGUGGAGCACUGCCCAUUCUGUUACUAGAGAUUGGUCUGGGUCAGUACAUGUGCAGGGGAGGACUGAAGUCCUGGAUUAUCUGCCCUUUGUUUCAAGGUAUCGGCAUCUCCACUCUUCUGAUAUCUUUCCUGUGCAGUACAUACUAUAUAGUGAUUCUUGCCUGGGGUCUAUACUACAUGUACGCCAGUGUGGCGAAGGAGAUACCGUGGGGUUCCUGUCUCAAUGCCUGGAACACAGACAGAUGUGCAUCUUCCAAUGAAGAAUUACAGAGACGCCUCUGUACAUCCGGAAGUACAUACAAUUCUUCAAUCAGCAAUGGACAAACAUGGGAAAAUAAGAGCUUGAUUAAUGGAACUCUGUACAGCAACCUGAUUAACACAACCGACACAAACUGUUCCUUGAGUAACGUAACUGCUGUAGACCCGGCCGUCGAGUUUUGGCAAAACCAUGUUAUCCAAAUCUCGGAUUCCAUAGAAAAUGGUGGUGGUGUUGUGCCUCACCUGGCUGUCUGUCUGUUGGUGAUGUGGAUAGUUGUCUAUUUCUGUAUCUGGAGGGGUGUCAAAUGGAGUGGAAAGGUGGUGUACUUUACGGCUACCUUUCCUUACGUUAUCCUUAUCACAUUACUGGUACGUGGUGUGACUUUACCAGGAGCCGGAAACGGAAUUAAGUACUUCCUGUCUCCCGACUUUAGCCGUUUACAGGACGCUCAGGUGUGGAUCGACGGAGGGACACAGGUGUUCUUUUCGACAGCUCUCGCCUUGGGAGCCAUGACCAGCCUUGGAAGCUACAACACUUUUAAUACAGAUUUCUACAAGCAUACGUUGAUUGUUGCCGGAAUUAAUUGUGGUACCAGUUUCCUCAGUGGUUUUGCAGUGUUUUCUGUUCUUGGGUUUAUGGCUCAAGAACAGAAUGUAGAUAUACACCAAGUCGCCGAAUCAGGUCCCGGAUUGGUUUUCAUCGUGUACCCCAAGGCAGUCACCAUGAUGCCUCUUCCACAAUUGUGGGGUUUUCUGUUUUUUAUGAUGCUAAUUCUUAUUGGAAUUGACAGUGAGUUUGUGAUGGUAGAAUCUGUGGUAGCACAUAUAAGCGACUUGUUUCCUCGACAACUGUAUAAGACUAAAGGAAGAAUGAUUCUGACGGUGGUUUUGUGUUGUUUAUGGUUUGUUAUGGGUCUUUCAAUGGUGUCCAGGGGAGGAAUGUACGUCUUCCAGCUAUAUGACUACUAUUCAGCCAGCGGUGUAGUCGUACUCUGGGUAUGCUUCUGGGAAAGCAUCGUAAUUGGAUGGGUAUUUGGGUCAGAAAAGUUUAACGAUGCCAUAGAACUCAUGAUAGGAUACAGAAUCAACAAAUGGUUCCACAUAUGUUGGAAAUACAUCACACCUCUUGUAUGCACAGGCAUUUUUGCGUUUCACCUGAUUGGAUUUAAACCCUUGAAAUACAAUAAUGAGUACGAGUACCCUCCGUGGGCUCAAGGAUUCGGACUGAUGCUGGCCCUGGUGUCCAUGUGCUGUAUACCUUUCUACGUGGUGGGCAAACUUUUAUCACUCAAAGGUCCAAUCAAAGAGCGACUCAAAAAAGCGAUUGUACCAAAGCUAACACAAGAUCAGAUUUGUGAGAAGUGGAUGAACAAAGAUGGUGCCUUAUUACUACAGAAGAUUUAAUCAAAAUCACUAUGUGUCACUAUAUACAUAUAUCUCACAUAAAAUAUUCGGAGUGUUAAGACCAUUUAUACUACAUGUAAAACAUACGGCAAUAAAUGCGAAAGACAUUAUUUCUUGA